Molecule: messenger RNA, 2346 nt
Organism: Aspergillus saccharolyticus JOP 1030-1
Lineage: Eukaryota; Fungi; Ascomycota; Eurotiomycetes; Eurotiales; Aspergillaceae
Product: ABC1 kinase family protein
Exons: 2
Coding region: 92-2098 (668 amino acids)
Source: RefSeq, a predicted model, not a curated record
CUCCGGCCCUCACGACGUCAACCAAAAUUUUCUCUUCCAUAUGCUCCUUGAUUCCCGCGAUGCCAUUGCCCCCGACUGAGCAUAUGGUAUAAUGGCAUCCGCCAGUUCUCUGCGCGCCCUGCGCUCUCCCUCUGUCUUCUCUCCUCUCCUCCGCUCGCGUGCCCAUCUUGCCCCAGCUCCCCCGCGCCCCGUCCUCUCCAGCCGCCGCCAUGUCCAUCCCGGGCGAUACCAGCCUUUUGUCCCGCCCUCGCCGGCCUCCCUCGGCAAGCCCACUCCGGCCAAGACCUACACGCGCACGCGCAAAUGGCUGCGGCGUCUGGUUUACCUCUCCCUGACGACCGGGGCGAUCUACCUCAUCGACAACCAGUUCUACGCCGCCAGCCUGACGCGCACGGCGCGCACCUUCGGCCUGGGCCUCCUGGUGGCCCUGGACUACAAGAUCAACUUCCGGCCCAACCCGCCGCUGGCCCGCUCGAUCGCCGCCGUGCACACGCGCAACGCCGAGCGGCUGUCCGAGCUCCUGCGGCACAACGGCGGUCUCUACCUGAAGAUCGGCCAGGCGAUCGCCAUGCAGUCGGCCAUCCUGCCGCCCGAGUUCCAGAAGAUGUUCGCGCGCAUGUUCGACGACGCCCCGCAGAACGACUGGAAGGACGUCGAGAAGGUCAUCCGCGAGGACUUUGGCGGUCGCUCCGUCGAGGAGGUCUUUGGCGUCUCGUUCAGCGGCGAGCCCGGCAAGGGCGUCAUGGAGCGCACCGCGCGCGCCAGCGCCAGUGUGGCGCAGGUGCACUGGGCGCGUCUGGCUGACGGGCGCGAGGUGGCUAUCAAGAUUCAGAAGCGGGAGAUCGGCAAGCAGAUCAAGUGGGAUCUGUGGGCUUUCAAGGUCGUCACAUGGAUCUACAGCCGGAUGUUUGAUAUCCCGUUCUACAGUCUGGUUCCGUACGUGACCGAGCGCCUCUCCCUGGAGACGGACUUUGUCAACGAGGCGAACAAUUCGGAGACCAUGGCACGGCUGGUGGCGGGCGAGCCCCGCCUCCGCAACCGCGUGUACAUCCCCAAGGUCUACCGCGAGCUGAGCUCGCAGCGGGUGAUGACCGCCGAGUGGAUCGAGGGCGUCCGCCUCUGGGACAAGAAGUCGAUCACGCGGCCCUGGCGCGGCGGCUGGCGGCAAGGCACGCCGGGCUGCCACGGCACGCCGCUCGACCCGCCCACCCCCCAUCCGCCCCCGACAACCAACCCUCACCCCAACCCCAACCGGCCCCCCGCGCAGCUCAAGCCCGAGCGCACCCACUGGCGCGGCGGCUACAGCGACAGCGGGCUGGGCCUCUCGCUCAAGCAAGUCAUGACCACGAUGGUGGACCUCUUCUCCGCGCAGAUGUUCCUGUGGGGGUACGUGCACUGCGACCCGCACCCGGGCAACAUCUUCAUCCGCCGCACCCCGGCCGGCACCCCGGAGCUCGUCCUCAUCGACCACGGGCUGUAUAUCCACAUGGACCCGACCUUCCGCCACCAGUACGCCCGCUUCUGGAAAGCCCUGCUCACCUUCGACAACCCCACCCUGACCGAGAUCGUCACCUCGUGGGGCGUCCAGAACACCGACCUCUUCGCCUCCGCCACCCUCAUGCGCCCCUACCAGGGCGGCGACCUUUCCACCCACCGCUCCGUCUCCCGCACCUUCAGUGGCUCCGCCUCCUCCGACCCCGCCACCCGCCACUACGAGAUGCAGCAGUCCGCCCGCCGCGCCAUCCGCCAGAUCCUCGGCGACGAGGAGAAAUGGCCCCGCCCGCUCAUCUUCAUCGGCCGCAACCUCCGCAUCGUCCAGGCCAACAACCAGUACCUCGGCAGUCCCGUCAAUCGCAUCAAAAUCACGGGUACCUGGGCCUCGCGCGCCCUCGCCGAGACCUCCUCGCAGGGUCUGUGGAGCCAUGUGCUCUUCCGCAUGGUGCUGUUCGGCACGGACCUGUGGUUCUGGUUCACGAAGGUUAAACAGUUUCUGCGGCUGGGCGGCGGCAUGGAGGAUGAGAUUGAGGUGCAGAUGCGUGGUAUGGCGAGGGAUAUGGGGGUGGAGUUGGGAAAUGAGGUGAAUCUUUUUGAAGGAUAGCCUUGGGGGAGAGCUUGGAGUAGCUUUGGGAGGAGCUUGGGGGUAGUAUUGUAGAGAAGAAAUUGGGAGGUGUUGGGGGAGUGGGGGGCAAGGGCUGAGGAAUCUGAGCGUUGAAGGUUGGGGCUUUUCCCGAAGCUUGUCAGUGACAGGCAGCUUAUGCUGGGUUGGUCAUAGUGUGGUGUGGUUUGGACUACCUCCAGGCAGGAUCGGACUCUGAUACACCAGCAGAUGGGAGGGAGGGAUACAUA